This is a messenger RNA of Funneliformis mosseae, 696 nucleotides long. NCBI's taxonomy places the organism in Eukaryota, Fungi, Glomeromycota, Glomeromycetes, Glomerales, Glomeraceae. The record is from the annotation of a GenBank genome assembly.
AUGGAAGGUGAAAAUUUUGUACAAGCCGAGCCAAUUGAACGAGAACCAGUAUAUGCUGGAGUUCCAAUUGAUAUUUAUUCAAAUACCAUGUAUGGCGUUUUAGACGGAAUAUGUAAAAAUUAUGAUUAUUCAUCUGAUAAAGAUUCAAACAUGGGUAAUGAGAAUUCGGACUUUGAAGAGACAGGAGAUUUGAAUAUCGAGAGAAAUGAUAGUAGCGAAGACUCUAGUGAAGAUGAUGACCAAAGCUCGAGCGAUGCUGAUACAGAUUCCAAUGAAGAUUCUGAUAGUGACGGGUCGGAUUCUAGUGAGGAUACUGAUGAUAAUUCAGAGGAAAGUUCAGUAUUGGUGGAUAUAUCAAAUGGAAAUAUAAACGUUGAAAUGGACUCGGACACAGAGACGGAUUCAGUAUUGGAAAAUGAUGGUUUUGGAAUCGAUGAUCCGAUACCCGAGUUGACUGAAGAAGAUGGGCUAGGCUCGGAACAAUUAGAAUUACUUGAAAAAUCAGAAAAAAUUCGAGAAUUUUUAAAGGACGAUUAUUUAAGAGAGAUAAUACUGGAGAUUGAUCAUUCUGCAAGAAAUGAUGAUCGCAAUGUUGAAACAUUAUUGGAUAAUAUAAAGAAAAAUGAUGAAAUGUUUUAUCAUUUCACUGAAGAGAUAUUGAAUGUAAUAUAUGGACCCCCUAAAAUGGACUUUUAA